AGGGUGAGGCUGGGGGUGGGGUGGGGGUAGAGGAGGGGUGUGUGUGCACAGGCUUAUGGGAGGAGAGGGGAUGCUGCCUCACGUCAGCCGGCUGCAGAUGAAACCUCUUGUCAGACUGACACAGCUGCAGCUCGACCUGCAGCUAUGGGUGUCAGAGUUUACAACAGGUCUGGCGAUGAUGGUGGUGGUGGUGGUGCUGAUGGCGAGCGCCGCGGAGAGGGGUCCUCAACGAGGGCGCAGCGCCACCCAUUGGCAGGGAUGAGACACUGCCUCUUUUUCACCUGCAGAGACAGAGUGUUCAGAUCUGGGAAAGACUUGAUAGAAAAGUGUUCCAAUUAAAAAAGGAUAGACAGGGUAGAGAGGGAGAUGGGAGGUUGGUUCAUUAAUUAUUGUUUAACUGAUGCAGACAUUAGGGCUGUGAGCGCAGAUCUAUAACAGCUGCAGCCUUGUGCAUACGUGCAGAUACAGUCAUGCCUUUGCACUAACUAGAAGGGGAGGAGAGGAGCUACAUCAUGGGGGGCAGGGCUGACAGAUAUUUGCAAAUGAACCAAUAAUCUGCAGGUGAUAAAUGAUUAAUUAAGAGUCAGAUGAUCUUUCUUGGGUGGGAAAAUGUCACUGCAAGACCACUCCCACCCAGACUGCUCUUCAUCACAACAUUUAGAGGCAGCUGUAUGACCAGCAGACAUCCAUGUCCUGUCUCAUCUCUCCCUGCACAGCCAAGCGACACAGCCAGGUCUCUUUAGCUUAUCCCCUGUUGCUUCCUGUCAUUGUGACCCUGAGGCUCCUCUCCCAAGCUUUUGCAAUGACCCCUGGGUGUAGACAGGCCACACCUCCUGCUGCCCAGCUGUC
This is a messenger RNA of Xyrichtys novacula (pearly razorfish), 849 nucleotides long. Lineage: Eukaryota; Metazoa; Chordata; Actinopteri; Labriformes; Labridae. The record is from the annotation of a GenBank genome assembly.